This is a messenger RNA of Drosophila sechellia, 6332 nucleotides long. It is a transcript of the gene Zdhhc8, whose product is annotated as zinc finger DHHC-type containing 8. Gene Ontology annotation, biological process: protein palmitoylation. The transcript is spliced from 11 exons. The record is from RefSeq and is a predicted model, not a curated record. The coding region runs from base 849 to 3635 and encodes 928 amino acids. Lineage: Eukaryota; Metazoa; Arthropoda; Insecta; Diptera; Drosophilidae. Gene Ontology annotation, molecular function: palmitoyltransferase activity.
GAUGUUUUUCCACCGACCGACGAAAUUAUGCGUACGCUCCGCUUAUUUUUUAUUUAUUUUUUCGUAAUGCGAUCCGAACGCUCGCCGCCCAUUAGAAUGCAAUGAAAAGUCGCACAAAGCCGGGAAAAGUGAAGUUAUUUACGCGAAUUGAAACAGUGCAGUGCGUGCGAGCGAGAGCGAUAAUUAAGAUGAAAUUGCAGACGACGCCGAAAUAAAAAACAAAAAAAAGCGUUGCAGCAACAACCAGCCGCUUCAAAAGCCAGAACUUUGAAAAGUCGAAGCUGAAUUUUCCCCGAUUUUUCCCGAUUUUCCGUUUCCCGCGAAUCUGAAAGCCGCGCUGCAGGCGUCGCUGCCUCUGCCGCCGUCGAAGUCGUCGAUCCCGUUUCACGCGUCGCCGCUUCGUCUCGCCGUCUCGCUUGUUUCCCGCCUCCUCUCUCUCUGCCCCUUGCCCACCCCCAUCACCCACCAUCCUACCAAAUCAACCCCCCUCCACCAACAUCCUAAAACAAAAUAUAAAAUAUACGAAAUAAAACAACAAACACACAGAGAGAGAGAGCGAGUGAGAUAGAUAGAUAGAGAGAAAGCCAAGCCAGGAAACGUCAUCAAGCGGCAGCAGCAACAACAACAACAUCAAACACAACUGCAACUGCAACAAAACGGCAAACUCAUCAGCGACAGCAGCAGCAACAACAACAAAACGCAUUUCAUUGCCAAGAAGAAAAAAACGGUCAACGACACUGCAACAACAUUGGCCAACAGCAACAACAACAAAUCAGCAAUACUGAGAGACUGCACUAGCAACAACAACAACAACUGAAACAACAACCAACAAAUAGGAAAAUAGGAAAAUGCCCAAAUGCGAUGUGAAAACGCGCUACAUUCCUGCGACUUUCGCCUGGAUUGUGCUGCUUCUGACCACAUUUCUCUUCUUCUUCUAUCCCUGCCAGUUCUAUGUGAAGAGCCAUCCAUGGGUGCUGGCCUACCAAGGCGUGAUCACAUUCUUCGUGCUGGCCAACUUCACGCUGGCCACGUUCAUGGACCCGGGCAUCAUCCCCAAAGCCUCGCCCGACGAAGACUGCGAGGAGGAGCUGCGCGCCCCGCUCUACAAGAAUGCCGAGAUCAACGGCAUCACCGUCAAGAUGAAGUGGUGCGUCACCUGUAAGUUCUACCGCCCGCCACGCUGUUCCCACUGCUCCGUUUGCAAUCACUGCAUAGAGACCUUCGAUCAUCAUUGUCCGUGGGUGAACAACUGCAUCGGCAGGCGGAACUACAGAUUCUUUUUCUUCUUCCUCGUCUCGCUGUCCAUUCACAUGCUGAGCAUCUUCUCGCUGUGCCUGGUCUACGUGCUGAAGAUCAUGCCCAACAUCAAGGACACGGCGCCCAUCGUAGCUAUUAUCCUGAUGGGCCUGGUGACCAUUUUGGCGAUCCCCAUCUUCGGACUGACCGGCUUCCACAUGGUACUGGUGUCGCGGGGUCGGACAACCAACGAGCAGGUGACCGGAAAGUUCAAGGGCGGCUACAAUCCGUUCUCGCGCGGCUGUUGGCACAACUGCUGCUACACACAGUUCGGACCUCAGUAUCCCAGCCUACUGAACCCGAAGAAGUACGCAUCGCGUCGAUCUCAGGUGCAAAACCAGGCGAUCAGCACCAUUUGCAACGACCGGAGCGGCCAGCAGACGGGCGCCGGGGGCGGGGCCGGCGGCAAUGGUACCGCCGCGGUGUCCGGCGGCGGCGGUGGAGCGGGCGGCGGGGGCGGUAUGCGAGGCACUGCGGUGCAGUACUCACCACGCUCCUUCUACGACGCGAGUCGCGAGAAGCGGGGAAUUCAGGUAAAGACAUAUAUGGCCGAGGGCAAUGGUUAUAAUCAACGGUCGGGCAGCACAACGCUUUACAGUAAGCUUUCGCCCGGACGAGAGUGCUCCGAUACGGACCUGGAGCCGCCGCCCGCCUCCCAGAGCCAGGACUGCGAACCGACGCCUCCGCUGCAGCGGCACAACUCCAGCAGCUUCUAUCUGCCGCAGGUGAGCGAUGGCGGCGGCCUCAACGGCAGCGUUUCCACGGGCGGCGGAGGAGGAGGCGACUCGCCGCGCCACAUGCGUCUCUACCAUCCGCGUCACAGUCCGCACGCGAGGCCCAGGGGUCUGGAUCCGCAGCGGGGCUACACGAGCGACGCCCUAUCGCCGGACCAUCCUGUUGGCUAUGGCGUCGGCGUCAAUGGACCGCAGCAGCAACAGCAGCAGGCGCUGGCGGCGGCAGCAGCGGCGGCGGCGGUGGCAGCACAAAAUCAACGCAGCGCGACGACCACGGCCACGCCCACCAUGCAGCAGCGGAUCAAGCCGCUGGGCGUGGCCACGCCCCUCGUGAUGGCGAGUCCAGUGCGAAGAUCUAACCCGGGCACGCCCACUCAACCGAGACGACCCGAUUUCAUCGGACUGAAUGCACAGGCGGUGGCGCAGCAGCAGCAACAGCAGGCUGCUGCGGCGGCUGCAGCAGCGGCUUAUUACGAGUAUACCAGCGGUCUGCCGCCGCAACAUCCGCAGGCGCCCAGCAUCCAGCAGCAGCAGCAACAGCUGCUCCUCCAGCAGCAGCGUGUCCUCAUGCAGCACCAGCAACAGCAGCAAGCUCUGCAGCAGCAGCAGCAACAGGCGGCGGUACAUGCGGCACAUCCGCAACACGCCGCUCUGUCGCAGGCUGCAUACGGUGGCAGCCCACAGAGGCGCUUCCUCUCCGAGGGCGAACUGGUGCGCCAGGGUGCCGGAGGAGGCGUUUCCGGCGGAGAGUUGUCCUACGCACGAUCCAACAAUACGGUGGAUAAUAUACGAGAGCUCGCCGGCAGUCCGCAGCGUGGCGUUUACAUGUGGAAGGAUACGUCGCCGGGAUUCACUAGCAACGUCGGACAGCAGCAACAGCAACAGGCACAACAGGUGGUCAGCAGCGGGAUUGGCAGCAGUGCGGGCACGCUGUCCAGCAGCGGAGGCGCAGCCGGUGUGAUGCCGCAUGCCCAGUACAUGACGGCGGGCGGUGGAGCACAUCCGCUGAUUAUGACGCACUCGCGACUUCAGGACUACACCAUCCAGCAACAGCAGCAGCAACAACAGGCGGCGGCUGCGGCAGCAGCCUCAUAUCAUCGCUCCAAUCCGACGAGUCCCACCACCAUGCCACAGGUGUCCGGAGCUGGCCAGAGCUAUAUAGUGCGCUACGGAGGCGGCGGAGCGGCUGGAGCAGCCGGCAGCAGUGGCAGUUUAGCUAGCGUGACAGCCAGUAAUCCCGCCACUGGAGGCGGCGGCUAUCAGCCGGCAUUGCGCGGCGGAGUGGCCGUAUUUCCGCCCAAUCCGCUGGGAAAUCAGGGCGGUGGCAAUCUGCAGACGCAGCCCUCGCCACAGAUCAAGCGGAAACAGACGCCAACGCGACCCAUGAGCUUUGUACGAGCGCUGGAGAUGGCCGACUCCAUGGAGAUGCAGUCACUGGAACAGCAGCAAAACGGCGGCAUUCCCGGCAGCGGGUCGGUGGGAAACAAUCAACAGGCGGGCGGCGGUGGCGGCGCUGGUGGUCACCUAAUGCAGAGCAACGCCUCCAAUUCGGGCACUCCGGAUAGAGCCAGCAUCUACGACAUGAACUACGAGAUCUCCGUAUAACCCGUGGUGGUGCCUGUGCUCCUGAUGCCACCCGCCAGCCAAGCUCCGGGCACAGCAGUCGCUGCUCCAACCGCUGCAGUUGCUCCAGCUGCCAUCGCCGGUCCACAGCCGCAGGGGCAGUUUUACAAUGCCCAACUGGAGCCGGCUGCCUAUGCCUGUGUUCCUGUCUUGCCCCUCAAACCGAUAAGCAAUGGAGUGGGAACCAAUAGUCAUCAGCACCAUCAUCAUCAUCACCAGCAGCAGCAGCAUACGCAGCAGCAGCCGCCUCAGCAUCACCAACAUCCGCACCAGAACAUCCACAAUCACAACCAGAUUCAGAACCAGAACCAGAACAAACGCAAAUUUUCAACUUUCUUUUAGGGAACUAAGGGAACUAGCCCUAGUCCGUGUCCUUUUUUUACCGAAUGAUUUGAGUGGAGAGCAUGUGAGGGUGUAUCUAUCUAACCAGAGCUAUUUACACCAGAUGUGUGUGUAUAUAAGUUGCACUGCUGUUGUAGCUAUUGCUAAACUUUAAGUAAUUUUAUUAUGUAAUUUUUACGCUUUGUUAUUAUGAUUUUAAUUUUUUAAUGCACUUUGGAAGACGUUUUACACGAUCUGAUAUCGAAAGAAAUUAUUUAUACGUUUAAUGCUUUCUAUACAUAUAUGAUCGAUAACGAUGAAGAUGAGAAUAUGAGCAUGUGGAUACAGAUACAGUGUGUUUCAUGGGUGCAGGAAUAGUAAUUGGCGAAUAAAGUAAUUCGCGCAGCAAUUCCCCGAGCUAAUGCCACGCACUGUAUUCGCCCUGCCGAUCUGCUAUAUCUAUUAUACAUAUAGUACACACAUAUAUGGAAACCUUUUGCAAUCAACAUGAAAAUCGCCAAAAUUUGUACGUGUUUGUGUGCGUGUGCCUGUCUGUCUGUGCGUCUGUCAUGUGUGUGUUUAACAUUAGUCUUUAUAAAUUUAUAUCUAUUUAUGCCAUAUAUUGUAUAUAGGAUAUGCUACGUCAGGGCCCAGGUGCAGAGAAACUUUUGUCAUUUGUGUACAUAGGUGUAGAAGGUGGAGGGAGACGGAGGAGGAACCGAUUUGUGCUAAGUAUCCAGAGAUUAUAUAAUGCGUUGGAGAAUUUAGCGAGUGUGUCCGGUCCACGAACUCCAGGAUCUGGACGACGUCAUAUGUCAUAUGUCUUUGCUACGGGUUGUACGGAGCAACACUCCUAAUCUAUCAUAAUCUGUAAAUAGAAGCCCGUUUUGUAAGAACUACCUCCCUCCUCUCCAUUCCGCAGUCCAGUGAAAAGCGAAAGGUUAUGUCGUCGACCCGGGGACAGUGCGUUUCGAGGCUGUAUGUGCUUGUUUUAAUCCCCAUUCAUACGCAUUCAGCAACCUAAGGUUUCAUUUGAAGUCAUUCUGCAGAUUCAGCAAUCCACUUAUUUUCUUACUCAGGACCGCGACUAAAACAAACGAAAUGGCGUUUGUCACUUUCACAUCUCUUCGCCUACAGCGCCGAAACGCACUGUCCCCAGGUUGUCAUACGCUCCCAGGCGAGAUUUAAUGUUUUUUUUCCUCAUUUACUUAGAAUUCGUAAGAGAGCCCUAAUCUGGAACCGCAGCUUUCGGCGCGUGUAACUUGAAUGUCGUCCACUUUAAAUCAGUUCUGAUUUUCCUGUACAUAACUGUAAUAACGCAUGAGAAUUCUUCGGUUCGGACUACCAACUACGUAUGUGGGUGGGUACGCCUGCUUGCCUUUAAUAGGCCCAACUUUGUUGUUAUGUUUUUAAGUGAACUUAGCUUUUAUAAUACCGAUCCCCGUUGCCCCCUCUUUCAAGUGUGUUGUUCGCCAAGUGUGUGUGUUCUUGGAUCAAUUCAAUGGCAUGUUUCAGCUCGAUUGUUUUAUUCCUCAUUGAAUGCAUAUGCAAAUGCAAGUGGCAAAUUUCAAGCGAUAAUAUCUGUAAGAAAGUUAGCUAUAUAUACACGACACUCGAUCGAUCGAACGAGAGAGAGAAUUAUACAUGUGUAAGGCGAUCAAUCCCCAAUCCGAAUCCGACCCUCUUCCCUGGCCACAUAGAUCAUGAGAAUUGUGCAAGGAUCAAAACUUGUAUAGACUAUGCAGUAAGGUGCGCGACAUAAGUGUCUGGAGCAGGCAGUUUCUUCCGUUUUGCUUAUUUUUUUUAAUUAGAACUUCAAUUUAUCGAAUAUUAACACUUCCAGUUGCAAGGAUUUUGGUGACUAACUUAUACGAGUUAUACGAGUCUGUUCCCGUCACGAAUUUCGCACACCUUAUUUAACGGAUCAAGAGUAUAUAUUAUACACACGUAUAUUUAAGCGUUUUUUGCUAACACAUUAAUUCAUGAAUUUGCAACAAUAUUUAAUAUAAAUACAGAAAUGCAUAUACAAACGAAACAAAAAAAAAGAGAAGAAAAAUCAUUAAAAAACAAAAGUGUAAUGUAAAAUGUAAUGUGAAUGAGAUUGAGAAGGGAAUGAAAUUGUUUUAGAUUUUUAUACCAAAUUUAAUUAAUGUAAAACCACGAAUUGUUUAUUUUUUUGUAUACCCCGUAAUCCCCGUCAGAAUGCGAGAAAUCCCUGCCAGAGAAAUCCUCGAGUUCGAAAUUGUUUUUUUUUUUUUGUAUUGAAUACUUAUGUAAUUUGUAAAUUAUAUGACAAGUAAUCAAAUAGCAAGCAUAAACAGCAAGGCAAUUAAUAAACAAUACAAAUAAAAAUGCAAA